This is a messenger RNA of Erigeron canadensis, 1953 nucleotides long. RefSeq names its product scopoletin glucosyltransferase-like. The record is from RefSeq and is a predicted model, not a curated record. The coding region runs from base 197 to 1624 and encodes 475 amino acids. The transcript has a single exon. NCBI's taxonomy places the organism in Eukaryota, Viridiplantae, Streptophyta, Magnoliopsida, Asterales, Asteraceae. Gene Ontology annotation, molecular function: UDP-glycosyltransferase activity.
GAUCGAGUUGCUUUUUUUUAUAUCGAAAUAUGACUUCAGAAAACUUUUCCGUAUAAUGGUGACAUUUAGCGCAAGAUGGGACAUUACUACUCCAUUACUCGAUCAUCUAUAUAUAUAUUUAGAGCAACCCAAUUUGCCAUUCAUUAAUUUGUUCAUGUCCAUUACCCAAAACAAAUACUAAUCAUCAACAAUUAAAAUGGCAAGCUGUCAUAUUGUGUUAUUCCCUUUCACAGCUUACGGCCACACGAUUCCUAUGGCGGACAUGGCGGUUCUCUUCGCCUCCCGUGGCCUACAAACCACCAUCAUCGUCACCCCAUCCACCGCUCAUCGCUUCUCCAAAUCUGUCCACAAAACCAUCAACUGCCGUCACCAAAUCACUCUCCAUAUCAUCGACUACUGCAAAGACAUGAUGGAAGAACAUGCUUCACAACCUGCAGGACCCGAUGUGUCUAACGAAAACAUAUCAGCUUUCUUUGAAUCCAUUUCAAUGCUUCAACAACCAUUUGAGAACUUCAUUCAAGAAUCCCAACCAAAUUGUAUCAUUUCCGACAUGUUCUAUCCAUGGACUACUAAAAUCGCAGCCAAAUAUAACAUCCCUAGAAUUGUUUUCAACGGAAGCGGAUACUUUUCGUUAUGUGUAACCGACUCCAUUCGACUUCAUCAUCACUACGAUCCUUCCAAAUCCGUUUCAGAACAACGGUUUUUAGUCCCUCACCUUCCACAUGAGAUCAUGCUAUCAAAAAAACAACUACCUCAUUUAGAAGGAGAACAUUUUAGAGAAUUUUUAAAGGUAUUGAUUCAAGCUAUGGAAGCAGAAGUGGUUAGUUAUGGAGUGAUUAUGAACAGCUUUUACGAGCUAGAACCCGAUUACGUUCGUCAUUAUCGUCAAGUCAUGAAGAGACGUACAUGGCAUGUUGGCCCGGUGUCGUUAUGUGGCAAUAGUUAUACUAGUUUUGAAAGAGGGAUGAAAGCAGAUAUUGAUGAGCAUGAAUGUUUGAAAUGGUUGAAGUCAAAGACACGUGAUUCGGUUGUUUACGUUUGUUUUGGAACGAUGGUGACAGUUUCGACCUCUCAGCUUCACGAGAUCGCUACGGGGCUCGAAGCAUGCAAUCAAGAUUUCAUUUGGGUUAUAAAUAAGAAGGAUCAACAAAUUACGUUGAUACUCGAAGAAUUUGAGGCGAGAAUGAAAGCCAAAGAAAAGGGGUUGGUAAUAAAAGGUUGGGCACCGCAAAAGUUGAUUCUUGACCAUGAAUCCGUAGGAGGGUUCGUGACGCAUUGUGGGUGGAACUCGGUGCUAGAAGGUGUUUGUGCUGGGGUGGCAAUGGUGGCAUGGCCUGUCAUGGCGGAGCAAUUCUAUAACGCGAAACUAGUGACAGAUGUGUUGAAAAUUGGGGUUUCGAUUAGUGAUGAUUUGGAGUGGAGUGCGGCUUCAAGAUGUGAAGGCGUGACAAGAGACGCGAUCGAGAAAGCUCUGGCGAUGGUAAUGGUGGCGGAUGGAGGCGAAGAUAUGAGAAUUCGAGCUCGGGUGCUCAAAGAGAAGGCGAAAUCAGCUGUUCAAGAAGGGGGGUCAUCAUACUCGAGUUUAACUGGUUUCAUAGAAGAAAUAAUGAAAGCAUGCGAAUAAACAAGUGCAAAAUUAAGCAUUUUACUCUAAACAAAGGUCUACAAUUUCAUCUUUACUUCUUUCAUGUCGAAAGUGUUUUCCUGGAAACAACUUCUUUAGAAGAUAGAAGUUUAGUUGUUUACGAUUCAUUUCUCCAUAAACACGGUAUUGGGUCCCAUAUACACUGGCGUAACCAGACACAAAAAUGACCGGUAGCACAAUUUUUUUCCCACUAGUUUUGUAUCGGCAUAAAGUAACGAUAAUAAUGGUAACGACUAAAUUGUUACAACUUUUAGCGUUUUUUAAUGAUUUUUGGCUAUUUAUAAUGGAUUUUUAAGUUUUUUUUGGCA